Molecule: messenger RNA, 1058 nt
Organism: Symsagittifera roscoffensis
Lineage: Eukaryota; Metazoa; Xenacoelomorpha; Acoela; Convolutidae
Product: large ribosomal subunit protein uL2-like
Exons: 8
Coding region: 29-937 (302 amino acids)
Biological process (GO): cytoplasmic translation
Cellular component (GO): cytosolic large ribosomal subunit; ribosome
Molecular function (GO): RNA binding; structural constituent of ribosome
Source: RefSeq, a predicted model, not a curated record
AAGUCUGUGGCGACAUAUUUUCGUGAAGAUGCAUAUUUGUUUGAGAGGCCAUAAAGGUGCCUUCGUCAUAGCGUGCUUGUACCAGACAUUAGGAUUCCUAAUCAGUCUCAGAAGUCAGCCACCGCUUCAGGUCUUAACAGAUUCGGAAUCAAAGAUCAGCAUGGGUAGGGUUAUCCGUGCCCAGAGAAAGGGAGCAGGGUCUAUCUUCAAAGCCCACAACCACCACAGGAAAGGAGUGCCCAAACUGCGAAAUCUAGAUUACAGUGAACGCAAGGGCUAUAUGAGGGGACUUGUGAAGGACAUCAUCCACGACCCAGGCAGAGGAGCUCCAUUGGCAGUGGUGGAGUUCAGAGAUCCAUACCAGUAUCGGAAGAGGAAAGAACUCUUUAUCGCUUCAGAAGGUCUCUUCACUGGUCAGUACAUCUACGCUGGAAAGAAAGCGGCUCUAACCACUGGAAAUAUCCUCCCAAUCGGAAACAUCCCAGAAGGAACACUCGUUUGCUCAGUGGAAGAAAAGACCGGAGAUAGAGGAAAACUAGCCAAAGCUUCUGGAGAUUUUUGUGCAGUAAUUUCACAUAAUAGUGACACGGGAAAGACGAGGAUCAGGAUGCCAUCUGGAUUGAAAAAAGUUAUUUCAUCUAAGAACCGAGCAAUGAUCGGGAUAGUAGCUGGCGGUGGUCGAACUGAGAAGCCUCUUCUGAAAGCAGGGCGUGCUUACCACAAGUUCAAGGUGAAGAGGAAGUGUUGGCCUGUGGUGAGGGGAGUGGCCAUGAACCCCGUGGAACAUCCCCACGGAGGAGGAAACCACCAGCAUAUUGGCUCACCCAGCACUGUAAAGAGGUCAACACCUCCGGGUCGCAAAGUGGGUCUGAUAGCAGCCAGAAGAACUGGUCUGAUCCGAGGAGGCAGGAAGGAGAAAUUAGCCGAGAAGGAGUGAACAAAAAAGUAAACAAACAACAAUUGGGAUGAAGCCGGAAACUGAGCUGAUGAUAUUUGUUUUGGUUGCUUAGUUGUUGAUUGAUGAAUGGUUUAAAGUUAAAGUUGAGCCAAUAGAUUUU